AAGCAGCGGACUGUAGUGCUGUACAUCGCCUCUUCCUGUUCCUUGGGUAGUGGCGGCUACUGUAGUGGCUACUGGCAGGAGAAGCAGGGACCGAAGAUAUUUAAUGAAGUUUAUACAUGCGGUCAGUCAUAGAGAUGAGCGAAAAUGGAUCGGAUGGCCAUGGACCCGCUGAAUUUUUUAACUGACGAUGAGCUGUUGCGGUUUUUCCACUGUAAAAAGACGGAGAUGUCGUGUAUUGAGCAACCUCAUACUUUUCUCAACCAGCUGCGAGACAACGACCUCAUACCGGAGGACCGGUAUCAAAAAGUGAUCAGGAUGAGGAGUAAACAGCUGAGGGAGAGGGGUGUGUACCAGAUACUGGAUUGGCUGGAGACUGAGAAGCCCCAUUGCAUCAAGCUCUUCUGGAGCUGUGUGUUCAAAGACCACAUCCUGCAGUUGUACCCUGACAUGCGUCUGCUGAAGAACAACUUGCUAGAUGGAUCUUUCCACUUCUCUGAAGCCUUGCCAGAGAAGAAAGAGAUGUCAGAGGAAUCCAAGGAGAAGGAGGAGAAAAAGAAGACUGAGGGGAAAAAGUGUGAAAAAAAGAGGGGGAAGAAGAUGAGAGAAAGAGAGGAGGAAGAGGACGAAGAGGACGAAGAGCCGGGUCCCUCUACCCAGUCCACGCCAAGCAAGAAGAAGAAGCCAGAGAAACCAUGUUAUGGUACUCCGAUCAGAAAGGGGGAGAAGGAGCUCAUCUGGGAAUGGCCGAUCUUCAGGACACAUCUACCUGUCACCUGCGGCAAUAAGAAGGGCAGCCUUUGCAGAGACAAGCUGGCCAAGGGAGAGAAGUGUAUCCUGGCCGAGGGGUCCUGGUUUGCCCCCCAGGCCUUCGCAGAUUUUGGGGGGAAGAAGAAAGCAAAAAAAUGGAAGGAGAGCAUUCGCUGCCAGAACACCCCCCUGCAGAAACUGAUCCAGGAGGGUCAUUUGAAAGCCCCAAAAUUCUCAUCGCAACGGAGAUCGAGCAGUCCAAGCGAACAGAGAAGGACGAUGUCAUUACGUACCAGGCCAUCUGAGGACAUGAUCUCUGAUUCAGACACAGAUUCAGACACAGAAGAAGAAGAAGAAGAAGAAGAAGACGAAGAAGAAGACGAAGAGGAGGAGGAGGAGGAGGAGGAGGAAGAAAAUGAUGAGGAAGAACCAGAGAGAAGUGGCCAAGCGGCAGUUGGGAAUGGAGACAUGUCAGAAUUUCCUGGUCGUCGUUUGUCUGUCACCUGUGGAUCAGCAACCGGGACUCUACAGAAAGAUCGUUUUGCAUCAGGGACCUCUGGGAAAUGCAUACGGACGGCCAGCAGAUGGCUGACCCCCGUCGAGUUCGCCAAGGAGGACCAGGAGCUCAGUUCCAGCUUCUGGAAAAAAAGUAUCCUGUGCCAAGGAGUACCACUCAGUGACCUCAUCGAGAGGAAGGUUUUGGAGUGCCACUCGCUCCUGUGUCUGUGCAGAAUUUGCAGCAAGGAAGUGAAGGACCUGGAGGAGCAGAGGAACGAUGAUGACUGCUCUGUCUGUGGGAGGCGGGGGGUGUUGCUCUGCUGUGACCGCUGCCCCCGUGCCUUCCACACAGAAUGCCACCUGCCCGCCGUGGAGAAGAGACUGCUGGGGGAAGAGUGGCUGUGUACAUACUGUGUACUGACUCAGUUCCAGGGCUGGAGUAUCGCGCUUGAACGCUCUCUCAGACAGGCUCUAGACUGUCGCACCUCAGACUUCAUGCUGCAAUGCCACUAUCUCCUCCUGCUGCUGUACUGCUCAGAUGAGGAUCACAUCUUCUCCUGCGACCCCAGUGACACGGUGCCACGCUACAGGGAAUUCAUUCAGAACCCUAUGUGGCUGAAGAAGGUAGCAGAGAAACUGCAGGAGGGGCAGUACUCCACUGUAGGCCAGUUCGAAUCUGACAUCCUACUCAUCUUUAAAAACGCUGCCACAUUCAACAGGGAAAAUGAAGUUGGACCAGUGGGUGCAAGACUCAAGCAGUUAUUUGAGACUGAAUUUCAGCAGGUCUUCAGUGUGAAAAACGACUCGGAUGCAUCAUCAGGCGGUCCUCACAAUGUCUAACGAAGUCUGUUUAACAGGCCAAAUCGGUCCUCCUACUUUCAUAAAAUGCCAUAUAUCUCAGAACUUUCAGUACACAGGUGUCAAACUAAUACAUGUGCUUUUCAUUUGAAACGUUAAUAAUUGAUUUGAUCAAUAUUAACAAAUAACUCGGUAUGCAAUAUAAAGCCACUUUUAGCGAUUCAUAAACUGGUGUUUUUAAAGAGCUGUUUUAAAUAUUAUGCGGUGUUUGAACACAAAAUGAUACAUUUCGUUUUUAGAAUAAUGUAAGUAAAAAAAGUAUGCUUGUGAAAUUUGAAAACGGGUUUUCUGUUGCUUGAUAUCAGCCGAAUGCUUAUAGUGAAUGCAUGCUCACAAAACGCCAGUGCUAUUAAAUUGUUUAAGUAAGCUUUUCAUAGUUUUUUUUCAGAACGUAGGAAAACAAUGUAUUCUAUUAGCGCAACUCAUAAAUAAACAAAAACGCUGUAUUCUGUAAGAGAACCCGCUUUGUAAAUAAACGAUCAAAACGCCCA
This is a messenger RNA of Conger conger (European conger), 2594 nucleotides long. Its product is annotated as nuclear body protein SP140-like protein. Gene Ontology annotation, biological process: humoral immune response; regulation of transcription by RNA polymerase II. Gene Ontology annotation, molecular function: protein binding; DNA-binding transcription factor activity, RNA polymerase II-specific; translation regulator activity. NCBI's taxonomy places the organism in Eukaryota, Metazoa, Chordata, Actinopteri, Anguilliformes, Congridae. The record is from RefSeq and is a predicted model, not a curated record. Gene Ontology annotation, cellular component: nucleus; cytoplasm. The coding region runs from base 145 to 2085 and encodes 646 amino acids. The transcript is spliced from 16 exons.